Messenger RNA from Pediculus humanus corporis (human body louse), 1377 nucleotides. Its product is annotated as Regulatory protein MIG1, putative. The record is from RefSeq and is a predicted model, not a curated record. NCBI's taxonomy places the organism in Eukaryota, Metazoa, Arthropoda, Insecta, Psocodea, Pediculidae. The transcript is spliced from 7 exons. The coding region runs from base 1 to 1377 and encodes 458 amino acids.
AUGAACAACGACGUUAGGCAUGUCGUUUGGUGGUUUGCGGUUUUAUGCGUUGGAUUCGCAUUUGCUGCAACAUCAGAUAAACAAAUAAAACUUGAAGAUAUAGAAAAAGACACUUUGAGAGCCGCACAACAAGUAAAAGCAGAAAAACAACAGCAACAACAGCAACAACAGCAACAACAACAACAACAACAACCGUUUAGACAACAAUAUCAUCAAUUUAAUCCUAAUCAACAACCAGGUUUACCUUAUCAGGUACCUUACGUACAAUAUGUCUUACCUCAACAGUAUUUCCAAUUCCCAGGAAAUAGUUUGGGAGGUGUUGAAUUUGCAUCCCCUUCCGGUGGACAAAGUGGUUAUCAAACUUAUUUAAAUCCUUUCCUAACUUCCGUAUCUGGAUUUCAAAAUGGACAAUCAGUUAAUGCAGUUCCAUCAUCAACUAGUCAACCUGUUUUAAUGACUUUUGCUUCUCCAUUACCUGCAUAUCAACAACCACAAUAUACUGGUGCCGUUCGAUAUUAUGCAACUCAAUCACAACAACCGCAACAACAGUAUUACUACGCUCCACAAGUUGUUAAUCAGGGUUCGACUGGACAAUAUACAAACGCGGCUCCUUCUCAACAAUACGUUCCUCAAUAUCAACCCGUUUCGGCUCCAGUUUCGGCUCCAGUUUCUGCACCUGUUUCCGCACCAGUUUCAGUUCCAGUUUCCGCACCAGUUUCAGCUCCAGUUUCCGCACCAGUUUCAGCUCCAGUUUCGACCCACGUUCCCUCUCACGUUUCGGUUCCCGUUCCCUCUCCCGUUUCGGUUCCAGUUUCGGCUCCCGUUUUGGCUCCAGUCAAUACCGCAGCUUACAAUCCAUAUCAAGUAACAAGUCCUCAAAGUUUUCAACAUCAAACCUACAACACUCAACAACUCAGAUACAAUCCAGUUUACAAUCCACAAGUAAAUUCUCCAGUCACGGUUGCACCAAGUCCUCCACCACAAAGUUAUGCAUCUGUAAAAGGUCCACAAUUUUUCCAGUCACAAUCUGUACCAAGAACUCAAUACACUCCAGUUCAAUCGACGACAUUAAGUCCACUUCAAACAAAAUAUUUAAAUUCGCCACAAUAUCUUGCACAACAUUAUAAUACAAUUCAAAAUAGUCAAAUCAGUACGAAGGCUCCAUUUUCAUCUGGUGUAAAACCAACGGUCAGUCCGGUUUUAAAGGGAUCUGGAAGCUUCUUGAGCGGUGGCAGCAGCAGCAGCAGCAGUAGCGGUGCUAGUACUUAUUUACAAAAUAAUUAUCAAACAGGUUCUACAUACAACGCUCCAACAUUUCAAUCGUACAAAAGUUUACCCGUCAUGACCUCAGAUGAAAAUUUCGUUAUAUUUUCCUAA